AUGAGCAAACCUUCUUUGAAUACCAGUUUAGUUUCAGUGCUACACAACGAUAAAUAUGGUUCGAGCGUUCCACCGCUCUACCAGUCAACCACAUUCAAAGCUACGUCUUUUGAUGAGCUCCAGGAGUAUGACUAUACAAGGUCUGGUAACCCCACCAGAACAGUUCUUCAACAACAAAUUGCUAACCUCUACGAGGUAAACCAAGAACAAGUUUUCGCUGUUUCGAGCGGGAUGACUGCACUGGAUAUCAUAUUGAGAACUUUGAUAGAUAAUUCGGACCAAAUCCCCACCAUUAUUGCGGGCGACGACUUGUACGGAGGUACACAGCGUCUCUUGACGUUUUUACAAACAAGAAACCACGCCAAAGUUGUCCACACAGACACGACUAACACAGCCUCAUUUAUCGAGUUGUUCAAGUCGCUGCCCCGCGUCGAUAUCGUGUUACUCGAAUCCCCCACAAAUCCUUUACUUAAGGUGGCCGAUUUGCCAGCACUAUGCCACUUUGUGAAGCAAGCCACGAAUGACAGCUGCAAAAUCGUUGUGGAUAACACUAUGAUGUCAGGGUUGAACUCAAACCCCUUGCAAUUUGGCGCUGAUUUGGUAUACGAGUCCGGAACUAAAUACUUAAACGGCCACCACGAUAUCAUGGCAGGUGUGAUUAUUGCCAAAAAAGACGUCGCACCUAGUGUAUAUUUUGUGAUCAAUAGCACUGGUGCUGGUUUGUCCCCAAUGGAUUCGUGGCUUUUGAUCCGUGGACUAAAGACCUUGAGCGUACGGCUAUACAAGCAGCAAAUAAACGCCAUGGUGCUUUCCCACUGGUUGCAGGACGUAUGUGGGUUCAAGCCAAAUGCUGCCGAAAAGGAGAAACCACAAUUAAGAACACGGUUCGUAGGUCUCAAAUCUCAUCCCCAAUUCCAACUACAUCAGAGUUUCAACCGUGGUCCAGGAGCCGUGCUCUCCAUAGAAACAGGAGACGUCAAAUUAAGUGAGCGCAUCGUCACAUCAAAACGCCUCAAAAUCUGGGCCGUGACCGUCUCCUUUGGAUGCGUCAAUUCAUUAAUCUCAAUGCCAUGCAAAAUGUCACACGCUUCCAUCGACCCAGAGGUCAGAAAACAGAGAGAGUUCCCAGAAGACUUGAUAAGAUUGUGCUGUGGGAUAGAAGAUGUCAAGGAUUUACAGUACGACUUGCUAGCAGCAUUCGAAGAAGCCGGACUUGUCGAAUUGCAACAAAGAGGUCAAGACACUUACAUUUUGAACAAGCAAAACGGCCAUUUGGCAAGAAAUAACAUCGGUGAGACUUACCAGGAAAACUACAACGUUUACGACCAAUUCUUCGGCCAGAAUAUUGUUUCAAAGACCCGUCAUCUUCACAGGCCUAAGCUAUAG
Kluyveromyces marxianus DMKU3-1042 is the source of this 1386-nucleotide messenger RNA. It is a transcript of the gene STR3, whose product is annotated as cystathionine beta-lyase STR3. Gene Ontology annotation, molecular function: pyridoxal phosphate binding. NCBI's taxonomy places the organism in Eukaryota, Fungi, Ascomycota, Saccharomycetes, Saccharomycetales, Saccharomycetaceae. The transcript has a single exon. The record is from RefSeq and is a predicted model, not a curated record. The coding region runs from base 1 to 1386 and encodes 461 amino acids. Gene Ontology annotation, biological process: transsulfuration; 'de novo' L-methionine biosynthetic process. Gene Ontology annotation, cellular component: cytoplasm.